CCAUUCAGUCAGCGACGAGGAGUUCCGCGUGGAGGGUCCGCCCUGAGGCGGUGCAGCUGGUGGAAGGCCAGUGUUGAGCUGAGCCGCCUGAGGUCCUGGAAGGUCUGUUUGCGCUCGCAGGCUUACGUUAAAUAAUUGCCACCGGUGAUUCGAGUCACGUUGCCGACGUGCCCGUGUUCCGCCGCCCCCUGGACCUGGCGGCGGAAGCGCGUUCGGGUGAGCACUGCGAGAGAACCGGGUGGGCCGCGGGUGGAGUCGGGGCUCGGGCUCCUAAAGUGUCCCCCGGAAGCCUCCUUUGUGUGGAAAGUGAUUGAGUGUUGGGGGCGCUCUACUCAUCGGUGGUGUGUUUCAUGGCUGGCUGCUGUUCCGGAGGUUGGGGCCCGGUUGACUGGAAGGGUGUUUUCUCGUCGCUUGCCCCUCUCCUGUCUCCACUUCCUGGCUUCUGUGCGGUGAGCAGCUUUCCUCCGCCAUGCGUUUAACCCGCGCCAACUUUUGCCUUGGAAUCAGGAGCCCUUCUGUGUAGGGAGCCAGGCUUCCUUCUUCAAGAAGAGAUAAAGGAGGACAGGAUGGUGGCUGACUGCCUGACAGGCUGCUAUCAGGACUCGGUGACCUUUGAGGAUGUGGCCCUGGACUUCACCCAGGAGGAGUGGGUUUUACUGGACCAGAGUCACAGAGAGCUGUACAGAGAGGUGAUGCUGGAGAACUACGAGAACCUGACCUCCGUGGGUGCAGGGGCUGAGCUAGUCAAGCCUAGUCUGAUCUCCUGGCUGGAACACAAGGGGUCCUGGAGGACGGAGCAGGAAGGAGAUGCCCCCGAAUGGAAAAUGCAACUUAGGAGCAGAGAGUCAACAUUUGAGCAAGGUGUUUUGACAGAGCAAACUGCCAGUGAGAUACUAAUGGCGGGCAUCCACGGUGCAGGGCAGAUUGGUGACCAGAAGCACUGGGGAGAAAUCUUAAGUGAACACUCCUAUUCCAAGACACACAUGACCACCCAAAGUUCAAGGAGCUCUUGUGACUCUGGCCAGGAUGGAAAACCCUUUUCUACUCUGAAGGUGACAGCUUCUACUGAACAGAAUUUUUCUGCAUUAAACGAAUGUGCAAUGGCCUACAGCGCAACUCCAAAUGCUGCUUUCCAGAGGAUGAGCUUGCAGCAUAGAUCUUUCAGAUACAGUGACCGUCCCUUCCUUAGUAAGUCAUGCUUUCAGACACAUGUGAGAAAUCACAACGGGAACAAGGUUUAUGAAUUCAAGCUAUUUGCAAGAGAUUGUCUGUGUUCCCAAAGUGGAGCUGUCCCUUUUCGAAUGUAUACUAUCAAAGCCUACGAAUGUAAGGUCUGUGGGAAAGUCUUUGGGUUUUCCUCUCACCUUAACAGCCACAUGCGAACCCACACUGGAGAGAAGCCAUAUGAAUGUAAGUUUUGUGGGAAAGUCUUUGGGUAUUCCUCAAACCUUAACAACCACAUGCGAACCCACACUGGAGAGAAACUCUACAAAUGUAAGGAAUGCAAGAAGUCCUUUACAACUUCUUCGAGCCUAAUACAGCAUUUCAGAAUUCAUACUGGAGAGAAGCCCUAUAAAUGUAAGGAAUGUGGGAAAGCCUUCACAAAGCGCUCGGGCCUUGCUACACAUGUGCAGACACACACGGCAGAGAAGCCAUAUGUGUGCAAGGCGUGUGGCAAAGCCUUCAGUGUUUCUUCAAACUUAACUGAACACUUCAGAAUUCAUACCGGAAAGAAGCCCUGCCGCUGUAAUGAAUGUGAGAAAGCCUUCAACAGUUCCUCCAAUGUACCGAAAAAUGUAAGAACUCACAACGGAGAGAAACCUCGCUUCCCUGGAACGAUAUGAUGUAACAAAUACAAACAAACGUCAGUGUUUCCUGGAGAUUUAAUAAAUGUAUAAAGUCUUGUAGUGGAGGAGAACUCUGUUAAUGUAUAAGAUGUUGAAAAGUUGUAAUUCUGCUAAACACUUUGAUGUUCACUUGUGAUAUCAAAGUGGAAAAACAAUUUUUUUAAGGUAAGGAAAGGUACAAAAUCAUUUCAUAUUUUUAUUGUAGUACGACAAACUGAACUCAGGGCCUUAUGCAUACAAGCAAGCACUCCACCAGUAAGCUACAUGCCAAGACCCUUUUAUUUUGAGAUGGGGCCUCAGUUGCCCAGGCUGGCCUCAAACUUGGAAUUCUGCCUCAGCCUCCCAAGUAGGCGGGACUCUGCUACAAAGUUGUUUCCUAUAUGUCAUUCCACAAACUCAUAACAUGGAGGACUGUAACAAGACAAAAACACUUUCUAACAGAGGAAUUGCAUCUCGGUGUCCUGAAAUCUUGGGUGCUGACAAUGGAUAUAGCCUUCUGGAUGAUGUUUCUUAGUUGUUUUGUUUUGGUUUUUAUUUGUGUUUUUGAAACAGGGUCUCGUGCAAUUCAGGCUGGCCUUGAGCUCCCUUUGUAGCCCAGGCUGGUCUGGAGCUUGCAGCAAUCCUCCUGCAUCAGCCUCGAGUGCCCCCAUGCCUGGAUUGGAUGGUCUGUUUUGAAUAUUUGUGAUUCUUUCCUGGUUAUUCCUGGGUUUAUAAGUCACUCCUGUGUAGUGCCAAUAUUCAGCUCAAGUUGCUAUACCUUACAGGUUCCACCUGGUCAAAAAUGAUACAUAGAGGGCUGGGGAUUUAGCUCAACAGCAAAAGCACCUGCCUUGCAAGCAGGUGGUCGUGAGUUCGAUCCCCAGUACCGAUAAAAAUGACAGACAAAAAAAAAGAUACCAAGGGCAUGAAUGUAUCUUUCUGCCUGUAGUAUCCAUAGCACUGAAGUACACCCCCGAGUUCUGUUUUACCAGUAUGGGUUCUAUGGGGUUUGUGUUAAAGAUGAUUCAUCUGCAGAAGCUCACAGCAACCAAGUUUUCAAUCUGAUUCAGCUAUCAAGUUUGUUACAUUGUCCUUGUUUCAGAUUAAAGACCAGGGCCUGCCAGGAGUGAGAGAGAAGCUGAGUGAAAGCUGGUAGGGAGAGACCUCACUUUCAUGAUCAUAGAAAAGACAGCUACACUCUUCAUUCUUCACACUGGGACUCCCAGUAACAUUGGACAAACACAGGAAGGGAGUGAGGGUCUUAAAGUUUCUUUUUCUCUCUAGAUCUGUUCCACAGAUUGCCAAACUCCCCACCCCACCCCGGUACCAGGGAUUGAACUCACGACCUCGUGCUUGCAGUACAGGUAUUGAUGCUGCUGAGCUACAUCCCCAGCCUGGGAAAACAAUCGAGUCAAGCAGAAACUCCAGCUGACAGUAGUAACCUCCUCUGAUUUGUCUUUCCAUGCUCUAUGGAAACAAAACCUAUUAACAAGUCUGAUGGCACAUACCUGUAAUUCCAGCACUCAAGAGACUGAGGCAGGAGGAUCGCUAUGAGUUUAGGACCAGCCUGGGCUUCAUAAUGAGUUCAAAGCCAACCUAAAUUAUAUAGGAACACCCUGUUUUUAAAAAUUACAUAUAUAUACACACACAUACAUGCUGAUUGUCCUAUACCAUGUUUCUUGGUGCUGGAAAUCAUGAUGACACUUCUGAAUGUGGCCUUUAGGUACAGACAUUCCCAGUAAAUCAGAUUGCAGUCUCAGGGUCAAAAUAAUUAUAUAUAGCUGGGUUAUGGAUUAUGUUGUGAUGACCAUAAGAGCUGUUUGAAGGCUCUUCAGCCAACCAGUGAGCUAUAACCCAAAACGAGGCAGAUAGUAAAUCCUGAACAGAAGGGACCUGCAUACCUUUUGUUUUUAUUUUUUAAAGAGGAAAAAAAGAAAACCGGAAAAAUCAAAUAGCAAAAGAAAAAAAAAAAAGUGAAACAACUGUACCCAUACAGGAUUUCAAAGCAAGAUGAUCGGAAUUUAACAGUGUUCGUUACAUUGUUACCAGAUACAGAAAUAAACCACAAUAAAACAGAACAAAACAACAGAUUUUAAAAAGAAGACAAGGAAACCCCCCACUGUUGCUAUAAUGCAUAUAGUUGCCCUUCAAAUAAAUGCUCAAGACUACCAGCUUUACACCUGCAAAGUCAAUAAAAUAAUACAAGAAUUAAGGAGGGGCCAAGGUUUGGUUCAGUUUUUGUUUUUUUACCUCAGCUGCUAUCAUCUCGGCCUGAGUUCCUCCGAAUCAGCCAAACCAGCUGCUCGGGGAGGGGAGCCUUGUUACUUUCCUUGUCUCCCACCCUGUGCACCACUUGGCUAACAGGAAAGUCUUGUGGGUUGGCUUGUUGGUUUUCCUCCCAGCCUGCAUGGCCGCCUCAGUCACAGGAAGGCUUGAUGAUCUGAAAUAAGAUACUCCCUGGGAACCUGUUCAGAGCUUCCUGACUAUUCGCAAGUGUGGGAUUGUGGGUUAAGUGUGUACUGCAGGCUUGGCUCACGGUUGAGUUUAGACUCGUGCUCAUCAUAAUGACAAAUGAUAGCCUGGUGUCACAGCUCAGUUUUCUCACUGCUAAUGGACACAGUACCAAGACCUCACCUUUGGAGAUGACUUUCCUCUCUCCAUUGGCGAGUACAGAUUCAUCAGACCCUCUUCUGUAGACUGUCCAUGGGCCAGAGCUCUUUGGGCACAAAAUGUACACAAAAGCAUUGCUUUGGUAUUUGGGGUUUUGUGUAUGCCUAGCUUACUACUGUGCUGCCCAUGUCUUAGUUACUUUUCUCAUUGCUGAGACAAACUACCUGACACCCAAAGUUAAAGGAGGAAAGGUUUAUUUGUUCACAGUUUGUAGAGGUUUCAGUCCAUUAUCGGCUGGCUCCAAGUCAGUGUCGCGGCAGAGGGACAUCACAGAGGAGAAACAGUCCAAGGCAAACAGGCAGGACAGAGCAGAAGCAAACCAGCCACGAGCCCCUUUGAGUCCUUACAGCUUAUCCAGGACCCUCACCCUUAGUUAGGGUAGGCAGCCUCAUACCCUUAGUCCCAGCAUCACACACUACAGCCAGCCACCUCUGAGAAAGCCCCAAUUAGGACCCACACGGGUUAGAGUGGGCAUUGAAAUAGCCAUGACCACCUAUGGUUUUAAUGUAAUCUCGGCCAAAACGUACAGCUCUGUACCCCUUGCCCAGCAUGAAGGUUGAAGGGGGUACUCCUCCAGGUACUAUCUGAAAAUUGUCAGAUGUUUUCCGUUUCCCCAGGAGACUACCAAACACUAACACCCCACAGGGAAGAGUGCUGUCUUCUUGGUGCCUUUCAGUAGCCCUUAGCGAUUUCCAUGUUGAUCUUACUCAUUGUGUCAGAUUCAAAGAAAACCAUUUAUUUUUAUGUUUUUCUAGUGCAUGAGUUUAUAACAUCAAACAGAAAACUCCAGAGCUGUCACCUUAAUGUCACAUACACUUUUAAUACUUUGCAACACUGCAGAGAUAAUAGUUAUUCAUGUUAUCUUUGUUUUUGAUCAAUAUGAUGUAUAUUGAAGAGCAUGGUUAUAGCUAGGCCUACAAAUAUUUUUCUACCUACCUUUGUUACUUUCCUAAUAAAGUGUUGUGUGGGUCCUGUGGGGCUA
This is a messenger RNA of Cavia porcellus (domestic guinea pig), 5478 nucleotides long. Its product is annotated as zinc finger protein 426-like. The record is from RefSeq and is a predicted model, not a curated record. Lineage: Eukaryota; Metazoa; Chordata; Mammalia; Rodentia; Caviidae. The transcript is spliced from 6 exons. Gene Ontology annotation, biological process: regulation of DNA-templated transcription. Bases 567 to 1844 code for a protein of 425 amino acids.